This is a messenger RNA of Arachis ipaensis, 1697 nucleotides long. Its product is annotated as Afadin/alpha-actinin-binding protein. NCBI's taxonomy places the organism in Eukaryota, Viridiplantae, Streptophyta, Magnoliopsida, Fabales, Fabaceae. The record is from RefSeq and is a predicted model, not a curated record.
UCACUUCUCCCCACAACAACAGCACCAUCCCCCUUUUCCUCUUUCAAAUUUUUGCGUAGAUAUUUUUUUUUUUCACCUUUUUCUUUCAAAUUUGGCCACCGCUCAAUAAACACUACACUUGAGAGUUUAGAUCUGAAACCGCUGAAGCCACAGUGAAGAAGAAGAACAACAAUGCCACCUACUGAGGCAGAUUUCGAUCUUAGGCCUUCUUCUCAGGCUUCUACUUUCACCGGCGGAGAGUACGCGUUCGCCGAUGUGGACAAUUUAGAGCAUUGCGCCAAGUAUUUGAACCAAUCCCUCGUCACUUUUGGCUUCCCUGCUUCCCUCGAUCUCUUCGCUAAUGACCCCGUUUCAAUUGCACGGACUUGCAAUUGCAUAUACUUCUUGCUGCAACAGAGGCAGCGUGACGUGGAGUUCAGAGAGUCUGCUAAUGACCAGAGACAGAGAUUAUUAUCCGACAUAUCAAGAUUGGAGGCCAAAGUUGAGAGGCUUGAAGGGCAACUACAAGCCAAAGAUAGAGAGAUAGCUACUAUUACUAGAACGGAAGCUAAAAACACAGCAGCUCUCAAGGCCCAAAUUGAGAAGCUGCAGCAGGAGCGGGAUGAGUUUCAGAGAAUGGUUAUUGGUAAUCAGCAAGUAAAGACUCAACAACUGCAUGAGAUGAAGAAGAAGGAAAAGGAAUACAUAAAGUUGCAGGAGAGGCUAAACCAAGUGUUGAUGGAAAAGAAGAAGGAAUCAAGGUCAGGCAUGGAGAUAAUGAAUCUUCUCCAGAAGGAAGGCCGGCAACGUGGAACAUGGAAUGGGAAGAAGGCUGACAAUGAUUUUUAUAAAAAGAUUGUGGAUGCAUGUGAAGCAAAAAAUCAAGAACUAAUGGCAGAGAAUACCGAUUUAAGAGCAUUAUUGAGAUCAAUGCAGGGGGAUAUGCGUGAUUUCCUAAAUGCUCCUAAUGGACUAGUGAAGGAAUCUAUGACCUCCAGCGAAAGAUCUGACAGUGAUCCGUCGCAAUCUCCAUUGGUUGGGAGGAUGGAUGUAUUUGAUCUUCCUUUUCACAUGGCCAGAGAUCAGAUAGAAGAAAGUCUUCGAACCAAGAUGGCUUCCAUAAAGGAGCGCAUGCAUCAAUUGCAAGAUGCUCAGAAAGGGGCUGAAGUUACUUCAGAGGCUACUGAAAGGGAACUUGAGCUUGAAGCACAACUUGUUGAAGCAAGGAGCAUUAUACAGGAGCAGGCAUCCAUAAUGUCAAAACAUCUUGCCAAGUCUGACAGGCCAAGGGACUCUAUCAUCCCAUCGGCAGCUGAGGCAGUGUGUAACUAACAAAGUUGAGGGCACUUACAUUUGAUGCUUCGCAUGAUAGUUGUUUAUGUACACCUCUAGUGUAUAUGCAGGAACAUCAAGGUUCUAGCAUGUGUAACUGAUCUUGCGGGUCCGUCCUACACUGCCUUGUUUUAUGCCAACAAGCUCUGUAUGGGGGAAUGUUAUUGUAAUUAUUAUGAUGUUGUAAUUAGUCUUGUACUCUUAGGUUGGAACUAUUUCUAGAAGAGAAAAGAUAUUGAUGGCACAACUAACCAAAUUUAGUAGCUUUUAAUAUUGGCAUCUACAUGAUUUCUGCUACUAUUGGCUCUUGAAGCUGUAAGGUAGGCCGCAGUCUUUAAACUUUUUCUGUACAAUUUUUUUAAUAUAAAAGACAUUUUUUUUUAAAA